UACUAUUUACUACUGAACAGUUUCCUUGGGAAGAUGGCAUAUACUUGCUUUAAGUGCAAACGGAAGAUUUCAGGGAGUGUUAAAAGUCUUUUCAUGCAUUUACGUGCAGUACACCAUGUAAACUCAGCAUCAACACAUUUCCAGUGUAGUGAAAGUGGUUGUGGUAGGACAUUUUCUUACAUGUGGUCUUUUAAAAGACACUUGGAAAAGGAGCAUGAAGCUGGAAAUACUCUUGAUGAUGACCCCUUUGGAGGUCCAGCCCCACCUGGUGAUGCACAGAAUGUUGAAAUUUUGAAUGCUGAGAUGGAGCCAGCACAGGAAGAUGGGGAAGUUGAGGAGGAUUGGGAUGAACUAGAGCCAGAGGGCAUUAUGAGUCGGGUGGCCCUCUUUUUAGCCCACCUUAGAUCCAAAUCUUCCAUGACAUACUCAAAUGUAAACUUUGUGGUUCAGCAUACCUCCAGUUUAAUUAGCGAUAUUGUCAGCAGACUGAAAUCAAAGACUAUGUCUUUAUUUCAUCAGUUUGGUCUUGAUCAAAGCCAAGAGGUUGACGAGCUUGGGGUGGAGUUCUCAGAAGCAGCUGAGCCUUUCAAAGGAAUGGACACUGAUUAUAAUCAGAUGCAGCAUUUUGCUAAAUCUGGAAACUUCAUUCAGCCAGUUGAGGAGCUUUUGUCUGGGGUUUCCUAUGUUCAGCCAACAGCCUCUGCCACUGGCAUUGUGCGGCAAGUUGGAAUUCCUGAUUCAUAUCACCGUAUUCCGUUAAAGAGCCUUUUGACCAAGAUUCUUGAAAUUCCUGGGAUUUUACAGGCCAUGCUGGAAUGGCAGCGCAGAGAGGGUGAUGCAAUUCAGGAUGUUUUUGAUGGGGAGUUUUGUAAAACACAUCCAUUGUUCCAGAAUGAGGUUUCAAUCCCACUUGUGAUUUACCAAGAUGAUUGUGAGAUAGUAAAUCCGCUUGGUUCUAAGACUGGGAUUCACAAGUUAGGACUUAUUUAUUUUAUCUUGAAGAGCUUGCCACCAGACCUGCUUUCAAGUUUGCAGUCACAGUUCCUUUUAGCAGUGUACAAAUCUGAUGAUGUAGCAACCUAUGGCCUUGAUGCAAUCCUGGGCCCUAUUGUGGAAGAGAUCAGGUGUCUGGAGAGUGAUGGCAUCUUUGUCAAUACCCCCAACUAUCAAGGUGUUGUCAAGUUCACAGUGGUCCAGGUAGUUGGGGAUAAUUUGGGCUUGCAUGGCAUUCUUGGCUACAUUCAAAGCUUCAGUGGAAAUUAUGUGUGUCGGUUCUGCAAAGCGGGUAAACAAGUGGUGCGGUCUUUGACACUGGAAGAUCCUGCACUAUUGCGUGAUCGCAAUAGUUAUGAGGCAGAUUUGCGCACAGCUGAUUCCUCUCAGACAGGCCUGAAGAGAGACAGUGUCCUGAACAAGUUGUCUUUUUACCAUGUAUCAGACAACGUGGCAGUUGACAUCAUGCAUGAUGUACUGGAAGGGGUGGGGCCCUAUGAAGUCAAACUUGUGUUGAAUUCGCUAAUAGAGCAAAAGCAUCUCACACUAGAAAAGCUCAAUUACAGAAUAACAAGCUUUGACUAUGGAUUUUGUGAUAAAGGUAACAAACCUUCUGUCAUAAGCAAGAAUGAUCUCAGAAACCCUGAAGGCUCCAUGCGACAGUCAGCAUCUCAAAUGUGGUGCCUACUGAGAUUACUGCCGACUAUGAUAGGUGACCUUAUCCCUAUAGAUAACAAGAAUUGGGAACUUCUACUCCUACUCUUGUGCAUGGAGUUCAUCUUUUCUCCCUCGCUUACUUUAGCAGCAACAUUGUACUUAAGCAAAAUCAUUGAAGAGCAUCACUCUCUCUUCCUGGAGCUCUAUCCUCACCUACAUUUACGACCAAAGCACCACUUCAUGCUCCAUUAUCCAGGUGUCAUUCGAAAGCUCGGACCGUUGAGGCAGUUUUGGGCGAUGAGAUUUGAAGCUCGACACGCAUUUUUCAAACAGGUUAGCCAUGUAACUUGCAACUUCAGAAAAAUCUGUAAAACCAUGGCAUUUCGCCAUCAGAUGAUGCAGUGCUACAAUAUUCUGUGUGGAACUGUGUUGUGCCACAAUACAGAAGUUGGUCCAGGGCACAGUACAUUUCUGGCCAACAUUGAGGGAUUUCAAGAGAUCCAAAGUGGUCUAGAAGGUAUUCCCCUUUUUAGUGAAUUGUAUGUGCCAGCCUGGGCUACAUUUAAGGGAACUAAAUAUAGAGCAGGCAUGACUGUAUUCCUGUCCUAUGACCCAUACGGAGAGCCUCAGUUCGGUCUCAUACAAUCAAUUUUACUACUGGAGCAAGCGUCACACACACCAACAAUAAAGCUUGUUGUAAAGAAGUGGGAAACACAGUGGUUUGAUAGGCAUUUAUUUGCAUACAGUGUGAUUCCCACUCAAGUUUUGGCAGCUGUAGAUGUUAGAGAGCUGCUUGAUCACCAUCCCCUCCACGCAGCAAAGUCCUACAGAGAGGAUGAUGAAAGUUUAUACAUUUCCCUACGCUAUAGACUUUUUUAGAUCAUCAGCUGCCUGACACCAGGUGUAGGUUUGUGUUCAUGUGUGACUCAUGUAAAUAGUAUUUUGACAGGUAUUUAUAUGUUGAAAAGGCCUAGCUUGACAAUGUCCCCCAUAUUAGUUUAGUUAUUAGCCAUACAUGCAGCAUGGAGUGUCCAUUGCUUGAGGAUGAUCAGUAUUUGACUACCAUGAUGGCAAGAACUGCUCAACUUCUGGAUGAGAUGACGUUAUGGGAGUACCGGGAUGUUAUUCAAAUGACUAAUGGGAUAUGAUAAGUUGUACUGUUGAACCUGCUAUCCCACCUACAAGCAGUGAUGUCACAUCAACUGCCACGCCUUCAACCCCCAUGGAGGAACAAGCAGCAGCUGUGGUACCAGUGAAUCAGCUGAUACAGACAAUACACCUCAUUCCACAUUUUGAUGUUCGGCAGAUUCUUACAGGCCUACCUGAUGGCAAGCAAAUUGUUGAGAGCCUUGAUGAUGAUAAUGUCAUCACAACUAGCCAGAGAUGUCUCCUCGUCCGUAUCCUGGUGUCGCACCUCAUAGAGAAGUUUGGAGAGAAUCCUGCGACAGAGACCAAAAAGGCCCUGGCAUCGGGUUUGAUUCAGUCAUUUCCCUGUUUGAAAGACUCAUCAAGCAGUGCCAGUGAAAUAUGGUACACCCCUGGGCGGAACCACCGGCCAGCCACUGGAUUCCUGGAGGAAAGGUUGCGGAACAUCAGGAAGAGGCUGAGAUCAAUCAGCAGACCGCGGAGCACAGCAAAGACACCGCCUCAAACGCCAGAUGAUGGUGCUCUUGCAAGGGUUGUCAUACCAGAACGUAACAUAUCAGAUGAACGUGCGUUACAGCUUAAGGAAUGGUUGAGAAACAACCUUCAGCCCCUCAGCCAGGUAGAGACCUACAUGCAGGACACAGCAGUCUACAGGGCCAAGUGCAUUAGGGACAACAGUUGGACCAUUGAUCAGGUCCUCGAAGAGUUCCCUCGCCUAAUGACCACAGGCAUGAUUGCACAGGACUUUCUUGUCCUGCACGGGGAUGGUGCCUCAAAGUUGUUUGAAAGUUGGCUACCCAUUUAUGCCGAGAAGGACCUGCACCUAGCAAGACGGGAGGGGAAGCUGACUUUGCCCCUGGAUGGAUUGACACCAGAUGCCGUUGGUGAACUCGCCCUGAGGCAACUGCCAGCCUUGCUUCCUCCAACUGCUUAUAAAGUUGGCCGUGGCCGCGGUGCAAAAAUGGUUCGCCACACCAUUGAAGAAGGCAGCUUGGCCUUCAUCGACCUUAAGCCUCCUGGAACAAACAUGGUGGAGUACCUCUAUGAGGCCAAGGCAUCCAGACCAUACCCCUAUGUCCUGACAUUGGGAAAUGACAGUCAGCAUGCAUCUCAGGCCUUUGUCAUUGUUGCUGGACAGGCUUUGGAACACGACACACUGCUUCAGGCCAUCGAUGUCUGUUUCAAGGCAUUCUUUAUCUUUGACAUUAAAUACCCGAAGCAGUGUGAACACGUGUGGGAAUUCCUACAGAAUGUUGUCUAUGAAAUACCAGGAGGGGAGUCCAAACUGGUAAAGUUUCUUCAAAGCACAAUACUUGCUUGCAAGUAGAGCUAAUGACCAGCUUUUUACGAGGCGAUUGAAAAAUGUACACAGUGCCUGUUAGCUGUUUUUUGCACAGAAUGUUUUACUAAAACUGAUUUGAACUGUUCCAGGUCUUGAAACGGAUAAUAGUACUUUGUAAAAAUAAAUUUUUUUGAAGAGUCCA
This is a messenger RNA of Notolabrus celidotus (New Zealand spotty), 4280 nucleotides long. RefSeq lists its product as uncharacterized. The coding region runs from base 2795 to 4123 and encodes 442 amino acids. Lineage: Eukaryota; Metazoa; Chordata; Actinopteri; Labriformes; Labridae. The transcript is spliced from 10 exons. The record is from RefSeq and is a predicted model, not a curated record.